This is a messenger RNA of Asparagus officinalis (garden asparagus), 2898 nucleotides long. RefSeq names its product VIN3-like protein 1. The transcript has 6 exons. NCBI's taxonomy places the organism in Eukaryota, Viridiplantae, Streptophyta, Magnoliopsida, Asparagales, Asparagaceae. Gene Ontology annotation, molecular function: protein binding. The record is from RefSeq and is a predicted model, not a curated record. Gene Ontology annotation, biological process: vernalization response; epigenetic regulation of gene expression. Bases 421 to 2529 code for a protein of 702 amino acids.
AGUCCCACCCUCUCCUCUCUCGCGAACAAAAUCUAGAGAAAAAUAUAUUUACGCUACUCAACAGGUUCCUUCAGCGCACGAGAAAAAGCGUAGCCUCCCCCCUCCCUUUUUUUUUCCUCCAAACCCCCCAAAAAAAUCCCACCUUUCCCCCUAAUUUCUGCUCUCUCAGGCCGCCCGGCGGCGGCCCAGAUCUCCGGUGCGCGUGGAAUUGAUCGCCGCCGACCUCCUCAGCUGCCGCCACCGGACGCGUCUUCGCUGAUCAGGGAAAGAUCAGGCGAUGAAGGUUACUAAGGUGAUCACCUUUUAGCGCCUCAAGAGCUCGCCUUUGCGCCUUAUGACCUUGUCUCGAUGCCUCAAGGGCUUGUCUAAGGCAUGUGAUACAAGGAAAAUAUAAUAAGAGAUUUCUGAAGUUUCAAAAGAAUGGAUUCAGAUGAUAAGGUUGUUCCUAGAGCUUUUGGUUCACAUACAUCUUCUAGUGCUAUAAGCACUCCAGAAGAAAAUGGAGAUAUGCAUGACGAUGCAAAGAAUCAAAGCCUGCAGGAGUUUCUAAAGUCCUAUCCAAGGAAGGAGCUCAUGCGUCCAAGUCUAGAUAAAGAAAGGAAGCAAUUUGGUCCGUCAAGGUGUAAAAUAACCGAGGAACUGUCUAAAAAAACACCCAGCAAAGGAUGCAAGAACACUGAGUCGAGGAAACACUCUUCAAACCAAUCAACUUCCAACAGCAAUCAAGCUCCUAAGAAGCAACCGAGAAAGGGUGAAAAUCCUGUUAGGCUUUCUUCUGCUGAAGUCUCUGAGGAUUCUAGAUGCAGUAGCACCUGGAUUUGUAAGAAUUCAGCUUGUAAGGCUGUUCUGACUGCAGAGGAUACUUUCUGUAAGAGAUGUUCAUGUUGCAUCUGUCACCUCUUUGAUGAUAACAAAGAUCCAAGUCUUUGGUUGGUCUGCACAUCUGAAUCAGGCGGCGGUGAUUGGUGUGGGUUGUCUUGCCAUAUUGAGUGUGCUCUGCAACGUGGAAAAGCUGGUGUUGUUGACCAUGGACAAUUGAUGCAGCUUGAUGGGAGUUACUGUUGUGCUUCAUGUGGAAAGGUUUCCGGAAUAAUAGGAAGCUGGAGGAAGCAACUGGCAACAGCAAAAGAUGCUCGCCGGGUGGAUAUCCUUUGCUACCGGAUAUUUCUCGGUUACAGGCUCUUGGCAGGCACUUCCCGAUUCAAAGAAUUGCAUAAAAUUGUAGAUGAUGCAAAAGCAAAGCUGGAAACAGAAGUUGGUCCACUAAAUGGUGUCUCAGCCAAGAUGGCCCGUGGUAUUGUAAGCAGGCUAUCCAUUGCUAGUGAUGUGCAGAGAUCAUGCUCUCUUGCAAUUGAGAAGGCAGAUGAGUGGCUCAGUGCCAAUACCAAUUCAGAUCCAAAACACAGCGAUUCUCUUCCUGCUGCUUGCCGAUUCCAGUUUGAAGAAAUAACAUGUUCUUCUCUUGUAAUUGUUUUAAAAGAAACCAGUGCAUCAGCAUCUGAUAUCAUAAAGGGUUACAAGCUCUGGUAUUAUAAAACCAGGGAAGAAGAACCACACGAAAAAGAGCCUGUAACCUUUCCAAAAGCUCAAAGAAGGAUUCUAAUCUCUAAUCUUCAACCAUGCACAGAAUAUGCUUUCCGUGUUAUUUCUUUCACAGAAGGCGGAGACUUGGGCCAUUCAGAAGCUAAAUGUUUUACAAAGAGUGUGGAGAUAAUCCAGAAGCAAACGGAGCACAACGGAGUGGAAGGAUGCUCAUCAAAUGCCAAGAUAGAGGCCAAGUCGCGAGGUACCAAGUCAUCUGGAUUCAAGGUCCGAAAUCUUGGGAAAGUCCUAGAACUAGCUUGGGCACAAGAAGAAGAAGGCAUCUAUGAUGAGUUUUGCAAAGAUGUGGUAGACGAAGAAUCCUGUGGUGGGAGUGGCAUGUUGAAACUAGAAACUGGUGAAGAGCGCCAAGCAGAGCCUUCUGUUGUCCGCAGACUGGAUUUGAACGUUGUUUCGGUUCCUGACCUUAAUGCAGAAGUAACUACCCCUGUAGAGGGCUCCCCUGAUGAAGAAAAUGGAUGCAGUUCAGAGAAGAAUGAAUUGGCUAGGUCAAAUGGUAGUGGUGAUUCUCAGACCUGUGCUGCUCGGCAAAUUGGUGAAGUGCCUGCUGUAGAGUCUCGACCAGAGUCUAGGAAGCGGUCAAUUAACGCACAUGAGGAAACUUGUGAUGGAGAUAGCACGUUGGUCAAUGCAUCACCUGUGCGAGUUUCCAAUGGUUUAGGUCAAUUGGAUGAUAACUAUGAGUAUUGCGUGAAGGUGAUCAGGUGGCUGGAAUGCACAGGCCACAUCGAGAAUGAUUUUCGUAUGAAAUUCCUAACUUGGUUCAGCCUGAGGUCUACUGAGCAGGAACGACGAGUGGUGAUCACAUUCAUCCGAACCCUCGUUGAUGACCCAAGUAGCCUUGCAGGGCAACUGGUUGAUUCUUUUUCUGAGAUAGUCACCUGCAAGAGGCCGCGUAAUGGUUUCUGCAGUAAGUUGUGGCAUUGAAUCGAGAAACUGAGGGCAAUCAUGGUUUCCAUAUAGGCAUACAUAGCAUACACAUUCUUGCAGACUAACUCUCUCCUGAGACAUCGCUCCUAUUCUCCAUUUACAAGGUAACCCGUUUUGAUUUAUUGCUGGCCUGAAAUUUAAAAGGUCAGCUGAAAUGGUAAUGACUAUUGCUCCUCCCCGAUGGUUGCUUCUAGCCUUCUGCUAUGUCACACAAGAUGAAGUGUAGUGAUAAUUUAUUCUUUUCUUUAGAAUGAUACUUUCUGAAACCAAUAGCUAUUUUAUUCCUGAAAAUAUCAGGGUCAUUUUUAUACUCUAGCCCUUGGCUGAAGGCCGAUUGCAAUACAUGCUAUUGUUGUGUUGGUCAUA